AUGACGGACGAAGUAAUUAAACACUCUGUGCACACACUAGUGUUCAGGUCACUGAAAAGAUCUCAUGAUAUGUUUCUAGCUAAUCAGGGGUUAUUACCGCCAAUUGAUGAAAAAGCAGAGAAACUUUUAAAGAGUGUUAAGGCUCGUGACAGUUAUGGACAAGUGAUGUCAGCAGUUGAGAAGGCACAGGCUGUGAAGCAACAAGAGGCACAAAGCCGACCAGAAACUCCACAUGAUACAGAAAUGGCAGAAUCAGCUGCACUAGGCUCAGAUGGAGCAGUGUUGCCAUACAAUCCAGGAACAAUGGCACCCCCAACCACCUAUGGAGCACAAGGCCCUACCGCUGCUGGGACCACUGCAGUUGCACCUCGUAGACCUCCAGCAGCACCUCGUCCCAAAUGGCAUGCUCCAUGGAAACUGUUUCGAGUUAUAUCUGGACAUUUGGGUUGGGUGAGAUCUGUGGCGGUGGAGCCCGGGAAUGAAUGGUUUGCCACAGGUGCGGCUGACAGAGUUAUUAAAAUUUGGGACCUAGCAACUGGAAAAUUAAAAGUAUCACUCACUGGACAUGUCAGCACAGUCAGAGGCUUAGAAGUAUCACCAAGACAUCCUUACUUGUUUAGUUGUGGGGAGGACAGACAAGUUAAAUGUUGGGACUUGGAAUACAAUAAGGUGAUCCGGCACUACCACGGGCACCUGUCGGCCGUGUACACGCUGGCGCUGCACCCCACCAUCGACGUGCUGGUGACGGCCGGGCGCGACGCGACCGCGCGCGUGUGGGACGUGCGCACCAAGGCCAACAUACACACGCUCACCGGACACACGGACACCGUGGCCGCGCUCGCGUGCCAGGCCGCCGAGCCGCAGAUCAUCACCGGUUCACACGACUCCACGAUACGUCUCUGGGACCUAGCGGCUGGGAAAUCAAUGUGCACGCUCACAAAUCACAAGAAAUCUGUGCGCGCCAUAGUGAUCCACCCCACUCAGUACACCUUCGCGUCCGCCUCGCCGGACAAUAUCAAGCAAUGGAAAUGUCCGGAAGGAAAGUUCAUACAAAACCUGUCCGGGCACAAUGCUAUAGUGAACUGCAUGGCCGUGAACCCUGAGGGAGUAUUAGUGAGUGGUGGAGACAACGGCACCAUGUACUUCUGGGACUGGCGGACUGGUUACAACUUCCAGAGGUUACAGGCGCUAGUUCAACCGGGCUCUAUGGACUCGGAAGCGGGGAUAUUCUCGAUGACAUUCGACCAGUCAGGAUCGCGUCUGAUCACCACAGAAGCCGACAAAACAAUCAAGAUAUACAAAGAAGACGACACCGCUUCGGAGGAAACCCACCCCAUUAACUGGCGCCCGGAGAUAUUGAAGCGGAGAAAGUUUUAA
Parnassius mnemosyne (clouded apollo) is the source of this 1377-nucleotide messenger RNA. Lineage: Eukaryota; Metazoa; Arthropoda; Insecta; Lepidoptera; Papilionidae. The record is from the annotation of a GenBank genome assembly.